AUGGUAGGUGGCUGCAAUAUUGAAGGAGAAGAUGAAAGCUGGGAUUUUGGCACUGGUGCUGGUUUCUACGUGGAUGCCACUGAAGAUCCUUGGAAAACAAACUACAGGAUGUAUUCCUACAUAAAAGAUGAGCUGCCUAAACUAAUAAAUGCCAAUUUUCCAACCGACCCUGAACGGAUGUCUAUUUUCGGUCAUUCCAUGGGAGGUCAUGGAGCUCUUAUUCUUGCUCUGAAGAAUCCUGGAAAGUACAAAUCUGUAUCAGCAUUUGCUCCUAUCUGCAACCCUAUUCAGUGUCAAUGGGGGAAGAAAGCCCUUGGUGGAUAUCUGGGAUCAGAUGUAAGCAAAUGGGAGGCGUAUGAUGCUACACAACUUGUGAAGUCCUAUCCAGACUCUCACCUGGACAUCUUGAUUGAUCAAGGCAAAGAUGACCAGUUUCUAUCAGCAGGCCAGCUACUGCCCGAUAACUUCAUCGCUGCCUGCACAGAGCGGAAAAUCCCAGUCGUCUUUAGACUGCAGCAGGGUUACGAUCACAGCUAUUUUUUCAUUGCUACAUUUAUUAAUGACCACAUCAAGCACCAUGCAAAAUACCUCAAUGCUUGAACCAUUUGGAUGGGAGUGUUGUCUGUCCAAUACACAUCAGUGGAUUGAGGUGAACGAAACAAAAAUGAUUUGCUGAAGUAGUGUCUGUAAAAUGGAGCUCUUCUGAUUGUACUGCUAAGAAAAAUAAAGGUCCCA
Antrostomus carolinensis (chuck-will's-widow) is the source of this 735-nucleotide messenger RNA. RefSeq names its product esterase D (gene ESD). The record is from RefSeq and is a predicted model, not a curated record. The coding region runs from base 1 to 600 and encodes 199 amino acids. Gene Ontology annotation, molecular function: S-formylglutathione hydrolase activity. The transcript is spliced from 5 exons. Gene Ontology annotation, cellular component: cytosol. NCBI's taxonomy places the organism in Eukaryota, Metazoa, Chordata, Aves, Caprimulgiformes, Caprimulgidae. Gene Ontology annotation, biological process: formaldehyde catabolic process.